AUGAGACUCUCAAACAUCAUCUCCCUCACCCUCGCCUUCGUCGCCCCAGUCACAGUCCUGGGAGCUCCGGCAAACACUUUGCACCGUCGAGACUGCCCAUCAGUCCAGACCAUCCGUGACUGGAUUCGCGACAAUGCCAGCGUCGGCGAAAACACAAUCUUCUACACCGCCGGCGCCAAACAAGAACAGGCCAAAGCCUUCGCCGAGCAAAAGGUCACCAACGGCAACUACUGGGGCAAAGUGUUUGACAACAACAAGUACCUUGACUGGAUUGAGGAAUGUGGCGAGGGCCCUGAGCAGGAUAAGCUGUUUCCCCGUAUGGGUGAAGCUCUUGCUAGGGAGUCUAGCGGAACGGCGUAUGUGAUCAUGAUCCAGGGCAAUGCGAUUGCCGAUUUUUGGAAGGACAAUGAAUAUCCUUUUCUUGAUGAGAAUGGUGUCAAGAUCAUUGCUGUCAACGCUGAGAACUUUGAUGAUCAGAAGGAUUAUAAUGGUCAGCCUUUCAAGCGGGCUAUUGAGUUUUAG
Fusarium redolens is the source of this 522-nucleotide messenger RNA. RefSeq lists its product as uncharacterized. The record is from RefSeq and is a predicted model, not a curated record. Bases 1 to 522 code for a protein of 173 amino acids. The transcript has a single exon. Lineage: Eukaryota; Fungi; Ascomycota; Sordariomycetes; Hypocreales; Nectriaceae.